Nothobranchius furzeri (turquoise killifish) is the source of this 4517-nucleotide messenger RNA. It is a transcript of the gene slc26a1, whose product is annotated as solute carrier family 26 member 1. Gene Ontology annotation, molecular function: bicarbonate transmembrane transporter activity; chloride transmembrane transporter activity; sulfate transmembrane transporter activity. Gene Ontology annotation, cellular component: plasma membrane. Gene Ontology annotation, biological process: transmembrane transport. The record is from RefSeq and is a predicted model, not a curated record. Lineage: Eukaryota; Metazoa; Chordata; Actinopteri; Cyprinodontiformes; Nothobranchiidae.
UAUCUUCUGUUUGCCAUGUAAUCCACUGUGUCUACAGAAGGCAUUUAAACAGCACAACCUGUUGACACACGGCUAUGUACCGCUUUUUCUUUUAGCAAUCACUACCCCAGACCCAAACACUCGACAGGAAAGAUAAACAUUGGGAUCUGGUGAAAAAUUGACUUGAUCUAACCUCUUGAUCACAGACACACAUAUAAAUGGAAGUUCCGCCCUCUCCCAGCUGAUCGGGCCAAUGGAGAGAGGUGUGAGCGUGAGCAAAGGGCUGCUCUUAUCUUAACUUUAUAUUCAGCAGAGAUCAGGCUCAUACUCCCUGCAGCCUUGAGACACCGUGGGUGACACCUGAGCAGAAACAGAUUAUGAGAAAAGAUUAGGGCUGACAGCAUUUCAAACAAACAUAGAAAAAGAUCCGGUUUUGCAGAAAGCAGCGACUCUGCAGGAGAGCAGCUGACCUACUCAUCCUCUUCUUCCUGUCACUCUGCUUCCUCCUCUUCCUCUACAAGACCAUGGAUGAGGAGGUCUUACGAGACACUGAAACCCCACAGGCAGCGGCACCUCUGCUGGAGCGGAGGGUUCGCCAGAGACAGUCCACUGCAUCAGUCCUCAAAUCCAAGCUGAAAAAGGGUGUGGCGUGCUCGGGUCCAAAGGUCCGGUCCACCCUGUUGGGCUUCUUCCCCGUAGUCCAAUGGCUACCAAAAUACAAGCUGAAAGAGUACAUCUGGGGUGAUGUCAUGUCUGGGUUGAUUAUAGGUAUCAUCCUGGUACCGCAGGCCAUCGCUUACUGCUUAUUAGCAGGAGUUCAGCCCAUCUACGGCUUGUUGACGUCAUUCUAUGCUAACAUCAUCUAUUUCCUGACGGGGACAUCCAGACAUGUCUCCGUGGGGAUCUUCAGCCUUAUGAGCCUUAUGAUUGGACAGGUGGUUGUUAGGGAGGUUUUCCAGGCUGGGUUUGAUCUGAAUGAGGACUCCACACCAUCUGGUCCUGAUGUCUUUAAUGAAACGUUGGGCACCAACCUGACUGAUGUGUUCACCGUGGAGCUGAUGGGUGUGAGGUGUGGCAGGGAGUGCUACGCCAUCAGUGUCGCUGUUGCUGUUACAUUCCUGGCUGGUGUUUAUCAGAUCAUGAUGGCUGUGUUUCAGCUAGGAUUUGUCUCUGUGUACCUUUCGGGGCCCAUGCUUGAUGGUUUUGCCACUGGGGCCUCUGUCACCAUCCUAACUGUGCAGGCGAAAUACCUUUUGGGACUGAAGAUUCCUCGUCACCAAGGCUAUGGCACCGUAAUUGUUACAUGGAUCAACAUUUUUGCCAACAUUCACAAAACCAACUUGUGUGACCUCAUCACCAGUGCUAUUUGUAUCUCAAUUUUAGUGGCAGGGAAAGAGAUCCAGGAGCGCUACAAGGAUCGCCUAAAGAUCCCUUUGCCAACAGAGUUGGUUGUAGUAGCAGGAGCUACGCUGGCUAGCCACUUUGGAGAGUUCAACACCAAGUAUUACUCCAGUGUUUCUGGCCACAUUCCCACAGGGUUUAUUGCUCCCCAAGUUCCGGCCUUUAGCCUGAUGCCACAGGUAGCCCUGGAUGCCAUUCCUUUGGCAGUCAUUAGUUUUGCUUUCACCGUGUCACUGUCUGAGAUGUUUGCAAAGAAAAAUGGCUACACCGUACGACCCAACCAGGAGAUGCUGGCCAUCGGACUCUGCAACGUUGUUCCUUCCUUCUUCCAUUGCUUCACCACUAGUGCUGCUUUGGCUAAGACCAUGGUGAAAGACUCUGCUGGCUGCCAGACUCAGUUAUCGAGUUUGAUCAGUGCCCUGGUAGUCCUUCUUGUCCUCCUUUUCUUUGCCCCUUUCUUCUCCGCACUUCAGAAAAGCGUCCUUGCUAGCAUCAUCAUCGUAAGCCUUAGAGGAGCCCUGAGGAAGUUUAAAGACGUACCUGCUAAGUGGCGUGCCAGCCGAAAUGAUGCCACUGUUUGGCUUGUCACCAUGUUAGCCACAGCUCUGAUCAGUGUGGAGAUUGGCCUACUCGUUGGCAUUGUCUUUUCUAUGAUCUGCGUAAUUUAUAAAACCCAGAAUCCAAAGGUCUCUCUCCUUGGUCGGGUCAGUGACACUGAUCUUUAUGAGGACAUUGAUGAGUACAAGAACCUUACACCACCAGUUCAGGUUAGGAUCUUCCGCUUCCAGGCUCCUCUUUACUAUGCCAACAAGGAUUCUUUCCUUAAAUCCCUCUACAAAGCUGUAGGGGUCGAACCAUUCUUGGAGCUGACCAAGAGGAGAAAAGCUGAGAAGAAAUCCAAAGAAAUGACCAAAAAGCAGGCUACUGCAAACGGGGAGAAAAACAAUGGUGAUAUCUUCAUAGGGCUGGUCCAAAGAGAACUGGAGGUCCACACAAUCGUUUUAGACUGUUCUGCUAUUCCUUUUAUAGACUCAACUGGCAUGGCCACUUUCAAAGGUCUGGUAAAGGAGUAUAAAGAGAUAGGUGUGAACGUACUGCUUGCCAGCUGUAACACUUUGGUCCUUGAUGUUCUGCAGAAGGGACAGUUCUUUGGGAAACAUAACAAAGACAUGAGUAGUCUCUUGUUUUAUACUGUUCACGCUGCUGUUCUGUAUGCAAACAGAAUGUCAACAAUAGAAGAAAGCAGGUCUGAGAACUCUACGGUGUAGACUUAUUUUAGCUUAAAGGUAUGGCGGAGGAUGUUUCUAAAUUUCAAGAAAGAACUGCCCUCUCCACGUUUUGAAAAAAUUGCACAAGAGAGAUCGCCCAAUUAUCCUCGUGCACAUUUUGUUUACAAGUAGCUGCCGACAUUGCAGCACUUCUUCUAGCAGUAAUCUGAAAUUACUUUCCCCAAAUAGCAUGCUGAACUUUAACUCACCUAUCGAGCAGAAAACCGGUGACAGAGGCGUCUAUGGGAAGCCCAACCUUUGUGCAUGUGCAUGAAGUGACAACUUCACAGCAACGAGCACGUACGACGACGGCUUUGUGUGAAUGGUUUACCAGAAUAAUGUUUAUGUUUAUGUAUUUAGCAGACACUUUUGUCCAAAGCAACUUACAAGUGAUAGACUGUUAUGCAGACCAAUGGUUCAGGGGAUCCCCCCCAGAAGAAAAAGAUUCUCCGCUAUACCUUUGAGAGAUAACCUAGACUGUAACAAAAUGUUUUUAUGGAUGCUUACUUUGUCUGAAAGAACACAUGCGUACAAAACGUUUGAGAGAUCAUUUCUAUUUUUGACUGUUAAACAAUUUAAGUACCCAAUAAAACUAUGAUACUAAUCACUUUUAAAGAUCUAAAUAUUUUCCCUGAUCAACAAAAACAAGGUCACCAAUUUGCUUUUUAUUAAAAAAAAUCUAUUUUUAUACAUGACUAGAAAAGGAAAAUGGACAAAGUGUCCCUAAAUUAAACAAUUCAUCCCUCGAUCCUUUGUUUGCUCAGUUUCAAAGUUGCUUCUGUUAUGUUUCAACAAAGUCAUUUGCAAUGUAAAUGUUUGGUUGUAAGUUGGAGCUAUAGGCCAGUGUCUAUUCUGUGUCCGCCUCUCAUGAACUCCCCCCCUUACUUUUUGCACAAGAGAGAGGAAAUGAGUGGCGAGCCAAACCAAACACACCCACGGCUUUGUACUAUUCGUCAUGACUUUGGAUAAUUUUCUGUCUUUAGAUCUAAAUCGUAGAAGUCACAUGUCCUCAUUGCAGACAAGGUUCUGACUAGAGAUUAGGUAGAGUGGUAUGUAGGCAGUUAGCCAGAACAUUAGAGACGUCAGAUGGGUUUGCUUGUCUCGACUAACUGAACUCAUUAGGAAUUUUAGUUGACAGAAACAGGAUUCCUUCCAUUCCCAGUCCAGUUAUCUUCUAGUUGUUGCUUUAUGAAUUCUAAAUAAAUACCUGUGUCACUAUAAAAGGGAUUUCAAGUCAACACUCAAAGUCCGUAAUAGCUCACUGUAAAUCCACGGUUCAGAGUCCAGACUUCAACAUUUAGCCAUCAUUUCCUGACUUGCCCAAUGCUCACCAAUGCCUUUUUUAUUUAAGUAUUUCCUUCACUUCAAGGUAUUCAUGCCUUUAGAAAAUGGGUCAUUUGAACAUGUUUGUAUUUCUGCAGAAGUGAUUUUUUUAAAUAAAGGGAAAUGUCACAUCUGCGAUAUUUGCUCACCUUUGCUGGAUGUAAACUAAUAAUUUUUUAUUCUUUUAAAGUGUCAUUUUGUACUGAAGAAUCCAACAUUCACAGGUGAUGCUUGAGUUUUUCUUGGAAAAAUCUUGUAAAAUGUCUGCCUUAAAAAAAUCUAAGAUUAUUUGAAAAUAAGCUCAAACUGCUGUUUUUUUGGUAAACUACUGUAUGUUAUUGUUGUCUUUUAACCUGCUAUCUCCAAACAUGAUUGUGUUUGUAACAUUUUUGUAUAGGCUGUCAUCAAAAACCAUUGAAAUAAUAUAGAUUGAUGGUAAAUAUGGAAACUGUAUUUAUAGUUUUUUAAUUUAAUUUAGGUUCUAACAUCUUUGUUAUUCAAUUUAACUUGAAUCAGAUGAGUAAUUAAAUAAAUCUUGUUUUUUCA